AUGUUUUUAAAACCAUAUAAAUUGAAAAACAAUGUUCCAUUGAAAGGAUCUGAAGUAAAGAAAUUACGACAACGUUUACAAGAAGCUUUUCCCGAUAAGGAUGCCGGGCAAUUAAUAUCGCCAAAGGCAAGUGUCAGCCUACUGAAACUAAUAACGCAUGGCGAUUUUCAAUCUUCGGUCUAUUGUGUGGACAAGCAACCUAUGUUUUUCGAGAUUGAAGGCGGACGUUUAGCACCCACCGUUAUGGCGCUAUGGCAGAUGAACAAUUUAUUACCUUAUUUUACUACACAUCCCGAAGUAUUGCCUAGGCUUAGCAAUGGAGCAGAUUUAAUGCUGCCUGGCGUAAUUCCUAUGGGGACAGGGAUGAACGUUUAUGGGCGCUAUAAGCAAGGGCAGUUAGUGGCUGUUAAUUUAACUUCUAAUAAGGCAGCAAUAGGUGUAGGUAUACUGCCUCGUUCCAGUGACGAUUUGUACAUGAGCGGUGGGUAUGGCGUAGGUGUAAAAAUAUUGCAUGUCUUUGGUGAUAAAUUAUGGAGUCAUGAGCCCACUUUGGCGCAGCAAGUACCCGUAAUUCAAAGCGCCAAGCUCACUGAGGAUGAUUUUCCACCUCUAGGCACUAAAAAUCAUAAUACGGAAUUAUUGCAGAAAUCUGCAAUAUUGGAGGAAGAUGCGGAGGAAGUGAAUACUGCAACAGGUCAGCAGGAGGAUGACAAUCUUAAUAACAUAGACAACACGAUUUCUGUUAAUUCAGUAAGCGAAGAAAUUUCAAAUAACUUCGCUCAGAAUCUGGCAAUUAAUAAAGAUGAAAAGGAUAUUGAAAAUGAAUUGGCUCCAGAAGCAAUAUUAAAGGAAGCAUUUCUUGCUGCUUUGAAGAAUAAUCGAAAAUCAUUGCAGCUUCCACUGCUCACUAGCAACUUCUAUCGACUAUAUAUCGUACCGGAAGCGAAGCAAGCAUUGGAUUUAAAAAAAAGUAAAUAUAAAAAGCUUUCGAAUUUCCUGAAUGAAAUGAUUGAUGAGGGUUUCAUUGUUAUUCGCGAAGAGACUAAAGGUGUCGAUAAAAUCACAUCUAUUGACUUUGACCAUCCAGAGUUAGUAAAUUUCAUAACUGAUGUUAAAAAAUCGAAUAUAUCGGCGGAAGGAACGAACAGCGAAAAUCAAAAUCCUCUUUUCAAAUCCGAAUUAACAGAACUGUAUGUGAUUACUGACGCUACAGCUCCUUUAUUUACAAAAUUAAAUUAUAAACGCGGAGAAGCCAUUCCCGCUGUUCAAAUUAAGAAGGUAUUACGCGAAUAUGUAAACAAGCAACAUUUGUCUACGUCGAAUGAGUGCACGGCAAAUAGAUCGUAUGUUUUAGAUGAGAUUUUACAGCGAAUAUGCGAACGAUCAGCGGCUCCUUUAAAUUGUAUUGUCAGUUCAGUUAUAUCCAAAAUGGAGCACAGCUAUCAGAUGUGCAGCGUUAAAGAUGUCGCCAAUAAUAAGCCGUUGAUUCAAAUGUCGUUGGCAACACGUUCAAAAAAUAAGAAAGUAACACUUGUUAGUAAUAUUGAAUGCUAUGGGAUUAUAAUGAAUGAAUUCAUUAAAUUAUGCAAGCAAGGAGCGGCCGCUAGUACAACAAUUGUCACACUGCCAAAUCAGAAACGGGAGAUGUUACAAAUACAGGGCAAUCAAAUACGCUUUAUUUACAAUUUAUUGACACAAACUUAUCAAAUUCCACCAAAGUGUAUUUUGGGUUUAGAGCUGGCAAAGGAUGGUAAAAAGCAUCAAAAAAAGUAAAUUGUAUU
Molecule: messenger RNA, 1781 nt
Organism: Glossina fuscipes
Lineage: Eukaryota; Metazoa; Arthropoda; Insecta; Diptera; Glossinidae
Gene: eIF2D
Product: eukaryotic translation initiation factor 2D
Exons: 3
Coding region: 1-1773 (590 amino acids)
Biological process (GO): formation of translation preinitiation complex; translational initiation
Molecular function (GO): translation initiation factor activity; RNA binding
Source: RefSeq, a predicted model, not a curated record